Prorocentrum cordatum is the source of this 1059-nucleotide messenger RNA. NCBI's taxonomy places the organism in Eukaryota, Dinophyceae, Prorocentrales, Prorocentraceae. The record is from the annotation of a GenBank genome assembly.
CAGGGCAGGCACGAGUUGGAGACCGUAGCUAUGCGCUUGAGGGUCACUGAGGCAGAGCUCGAGACGGCGAGGGACGGCCUCAGGGUCGAGUACGACGAGGCCAAGCAGUACUUGAACCACGAGAAGCGCGAGUACGAGCAGCAGAUCUGUCGUGCUCGGCAUGCGGCUACCACCCACAUCCAGCAAGAGUUGCAGCAGUGCGUCGAGGAGCGCGACGUUGCGAUGGUGCGGUCCAGGGAUGUCCACAAUGCCGAGAUGCCGGUCUUGGAUGCCGAGGCCAAUCACGUCUUGGUUGCAGGUCGUGCUGAGAACGAGCUGCGGUCUGAAGUCGGAGCGAUCAAGAGGGCGCGAGACACGCUUCAGGCCGAGUGGACGGAGGCGACCGACCAGGUCCAGAGCGCCGAGGCGAAGGCCGAGGCGUCCAGGCAGAUCGCGGCUGCGUGGGCUGAGUGCGACAUGAAGGUCGAAUCAGCUCAGCACGAGGAGCGGGAACACAAGCGAGGCGCAGAUUCGGCCAGGGUAAAUUUCUACGCAAGCCAGGCUGUGCACAACACCGAGAAGGAAUACUACGAGCACGAGGUCGACGAGUUGCGCGCCGGGUCCCGCGAGCUGAGGGACGAGAAGGCGGCCUUGGCGAGGGCGGCCCAGGAGCUGAUGGACAUCCAAGCUCCAGGACCGCAUGAGCAUGAGUACGCCGAAGGCCACUGGGAGCAGCAGGACGACAUGGAUUUCGGCAGUCGGACUGGACCAGUCGAUCCAGGACCUGCGGUCCCACCAGGACUCUCGAGGCAGUCGGCGGCAACGCCGGGUGCGUCGUCCCAGGACGUUGGCAUCGCCGCAGCCAUGAUGGAGUUCAUGCGCCAGAUGGCCGACCAGCAGCGUGCUGGGGUCGAGGAGCAGAGCGCGCUGCUGAAGGGGCUUACGCGCGCCCAGGAGAGCUUGGCCGAGGCGCAGCGCGAAUCCCAGUCGAAGUUGAAGCCAGCGAAGCCUUCGCUCACGGGCAAGGAUGCGAGCACCUCGAAAGUCGAGCUUGAGAAGUUCCGCACCUACCAGAACGAA